Molecule: messenger RNA, 1948 nt
Organism: Mauremys mutica (yellowpond turtle)
Lineage: Eukaryota; Metazoa; Chordata; Testudines; Geoemydidae
Gene: HMOX2
Product: heme oxygenase 2
Exons: 6
Coding region: 205-1149 (314 amino acids)
Biological process (GO): response to oxidative stress; heme oxidation; heme catabolic process
Molecular function (GO): heme oxygenase (decyclizing) activity; heme binding
Source: RefSeq, a predicted model, not a curated record
GUUACGUCAGGGCUUUAGUCACGUCAGCCUGGGCUGAAUUACAUGUAAACUCGCCGCGGCGCCGCCUGCUCAUGAAUAAUGAAUCAUAGGGACAGGCCUUUGUCCCGCCUUUUCCAGCAGGCCGAAGCGGCUGCGGCGCUGAGAGGAGCUGCUGCGGGACUGGAAAAGUGAAGAGAACAUUGGGAAGAUCAGGUCUCUGGAGAGAUGCCGUCUGAUGUAACGGAAGCCUCUGAGGGGGUAGAUGAGGCAGAGAAUGUCCGCUAUGAGGAAACAGAAGAGGAUGACAACGUCAGUCCCACUGACCUCUCAGAGAUGCUCAAGGAGGGGACCAAAGAGUCUCAUGACCGUGCAGAGAACACUCAGUUUGUCAAAGACUUCCUGAAAGGACGGAUCAAGAAGGAGCUCUUUAAGUUGGCUACUGUGGCACUUUACUAUACGUACUCUGCCCUGGAAGAGGAAAUGGACUGCAACAAGGACCAUCCUGCAUUUGCCCCUUUGUACUUCCCUCUAGAGCUUCAUCGGAAAGAGGCAUUGGCUAAAGACAUGGAGUAUUUCUACGGGGAAAACUGGAAAGAGAAGAUUCAGUGUUCAGAGGCAACUAGGUGUUACGUAGACAGAAUCCAUCAUGUUGGGCAGUAUGAACCGGAUCUGCUGGUAGCCCAUGCCUACACACGGUACAUGGGGGACCUGUCUGGGGGCCAGAUUCUCAAGAAGGUAGCCCAGAGGGCCUUGAAGCUGCCCAGUACUGGGGAAGGGAUCCAGUUCUAUGUGUUUGACAAUAUUUCCAAUGCACAGCAGUUCAAGCAGUUCUACAGGGCCAGGAUAAAUGCCUUGGACUUGGACAAGAAAGCCAAGGAGAAGAUUGUGGAGGAAGCCAAUAAGGCAUUUGAAUUCAACAUGCAGGUAUUUGAUGAACUGGACAAAACUGGUGCAUUGUUAACAGAAGAAGCCCAGGAUGGAGGGCUCCCAGUGCAUGAUGGAAAAGGAGACCUGCGCAAGUGCCCAUACUAUGCCACAAAACUAGGCAAGGGGAACCCUGGCUGCCCCUAUCACAUUGGCAUGGCCAUGCUGAAGCAGCCCACCAUGCAGUUUGUCCUUGCAGCUUGCAUUGCCUUGGCUGCAGGCAUUGCAACCUGGUACGUGAUGUGAUGGAUGGACACUAGAUGGCGUUAUCUCAUGGUGACUCAAGAAGAACACCCUUUUUGGGACUGCUCCUCUGGUGGUGGAGGUUUUUUAAAUGCAAGAGUUAAGUAAACAAUAAACUAGAAUCUGCAGUGAAUACCUAGGACUAUUUGCAUACAAAUAACCCAAAUGCUGCAUGGUACCACACCUAGUAAUCUAUACAAUUACCCAGCAGGGUUCUGAGCUAGUAACUUAAUGCAGGAACUGUAGUCUAGCUCCACAACUGCCACUUGGAGCCAAAACCUAUAGUGACCCGGUGCAGGUCUUAAAUCAGGGAAUGGCUUUAGCCAGCUAUUGUCAAAUGAUCAGCUCUUUGUAUCCUUGACCAGGCUGGGGUUUUCUCCCCAGCUGUCUGAUGGAGUGUUCUUUUCCCCUUCCAACAUAGUACUGCUCCUCACAUGCUGAUCAAGCACUUUGCUCUGUCCGUGUCACAAGCUUUCAGAGCUGGUUCAAAUCAGGAAGUGCACUUUGUCCUGGAGAAGGUGGUGGGGAAUUCAAACCGCUCCAAAACCGCUCUGAUCUCUGAUGCUGUGGCACAGCGUCAGUUGCCCCAAAGGCAGAAUAACUUGCUGCUCUUGUUGCAAGGGCCAUAGGCUCAAAACCAGUUUUAUAAAUUAGGGCCCUUUUGCCCUGGCAUGUAGUUGCUGAGCAAAUAGUUUCCCAUGGGCUGGGGGGAGCAAGUCCUUGUAUAUAUUAAAGUUAACGGUUUACUUUUUCAUGUUGUGAUAGAGCCUUUGACCCAAUAAAGUUUAUACUCUGAAGUCUU